Cygnus atratus (black swan) is the source of this 7848-nucleotide messenger RNA. It is a transcript of the gene TMTC3, whose product is annotated as transmembrane O-mannosyltransferase targeting cadherins 3. Gene Ontology annotation, biological process: protein O-linked glycosylation via mannose. Lineage: Eukaryota; Metazoa; Chordata; Aves; Anseriformes; Anatidae. The record is from RefSeq and is a predicted model, not a curated record. Bases 4414 to 7167 code for a protein of 917 amino acids. The transcript has 17 exons. Gene Ontology annotation, cellular component: endoplasmic reticulum. Gene Ontology annotation, molecular function: mannosyltransferase activity; protein binding.
UUGCUUGGGCAGCGACAGCUGGGGGCGGUGGCGGCGGAUGUGCGGAGGCCUCAGUCAGAUGUGUUAAAAGCAGAAGAUGAUUCUUUUUCUUAAUCAAAAGACAAAGGUGGUAAUCUUUUGAGUUUUACCUUCUUCUGGAUUAUUCAUCCUUUUCUUCUUCUUUGCUGUUGCUUAAUCAGCAUUGCUAUUUAAUGACGGCUGACAAGAUGCAAGAUGCUCGACACACCUACUAGUUACGUAACUUGUUCUAGUCAUGUUGUAAGCCUUAACUCUUGAUUGAAGGUAAAGGCUUAUAUGUCACCCAGAGGUUGGUUAGUUAUAUCUCUCUAUGUAAAAAGAGUAAACUUCAUGGUUAGGGGAGAGGAAUCACAGAAUCCUCUGUGUUGGAAGAGACCUCCGAGAUCACCUAGUCCAACCUCUGACCUAACACUAACAAGUCCUCCACUAAACCAUAUCGCUAAGCUCUACAUCUAAACGUCUUUUAAAGACCUCCAGGGACGGUGACUAAACCACUUCCUGAGCAGCCCAUUCCAAUAUCUAAAAACCCUUCUGGUAAAGAAAGAAAAAGGAAAAGGAAGAGAGACUGGAUUGUAUUUCUAAAAUGGAAAAUGUUGCAAAAAAUAAAAUUGAUCAUGAUUGAGUGUAAAACAAUGAAUCCCUAACAGAAGUGACUUCAUAGGUGAAGCAGGUGACCCACAGAGAAUAAUGCUGCCUUGCUGCAAAGUGAGCUUUCAGAAAAUGGAUUUUGAUUCCCCUGUGAUUUAGAAAAUAAAAUAAUCCAUUCAUUACAUUCAUGAAGUUCAACAAAGCCUAGUGCAAAGUCUUGCACCUAGGUCAGGGCAGUCCCAAGCACAAGCUGAGCAGAGAAUGGAUUGAGAGCAGCACUGAGGAGAAGGACCUGGGGGUGUUGAUGGAUUAAAAGCUCAACAUGAGCUGGCAAUGUGCGCCUGCAGCCCAGAAAGCCAACUGUAUCCUGGGCUGCAUCAAAAGCAGUGUGGCCAGCAGGGCGAGGGAGGUGAUUGUCCCCCUCUGCUCUGCUCUGCUCUCGUGAGACCCCACUUGAAGCCCUGUAUUCAGCUCUGGGGCCCCCAGCACAAGGACAAAGACAUAGAGGAGGGCCACAAGGCUGAUCAGAGGGCUGGAGCACCUCUCCUAUGAAGACAGGCUGAGGCAGUUGGGGUUGUUCAGCCUGAAGAAGAGAAGGUUCCCUGGAGACCUCGUUGAAGCCUUCUGGUACCCAAAGGGGGCCUAUAGUAAAGCUGGGGAAGGACUCUUUGUCAGGGAGUAGAGCGACAAGACAAGGGGUAAUGGCUUUAAACUAAACAAGAGUAGGUUUAGAUUAGGUAUUCGGAAGAAAUUUUUCACUCAGAGGAUGGUGAGACACUGGCAUACGCUGCCCAGAGAAGCUGUGGAUGCCCCAUCCUUGGAGGUGUUCAAGGCCAGGCUGGAUGGGGCUUUGGGCAACCUGGUCUGGUGGGAGGUGUCCUUGGAACUAGAUGGUCUUUAAGGUCCCUUCCAACCCAAACCGUUCUAUGUUAUGAUGCCUCUGAAUAGAAACAUCUUUUUUUUAUCCUCUUCUAUAGCUUAAUAAGCUGUAGAGGCUAAUAUAUCUGUUUAAUGUAUUUCAGCUUUUUUUUGUGGUCUUCUGUUAUGGAAUCAAGAUAAAAUACUUAUUACAUAUACUGGUAGUGUAAGUACAUCUCAGUUAUAAUUCCGUAGUGCAGCUAAUAAAGAAGAUUGAUGCAGAACUAAAGCAGAUAUUGAGGGAGGUGUGAAAACUGAAAACGAAACGAGUGAAAAGAAUGGAAAUGUAUAUCCCACAUAAAGUGACAAAAUGUUUAAAAUGCAGAGUGGCUUAGAGCAAGUGAGUUAAUAUUUUGUUUUUUUCUGCCUUGACAUCCCUCUCCAUAUAACAUUUAUGUAAGUUGAUCUUCGUUCGGUGAGAAUACAUACAUGUUUGUAGUUCUGGAGCCGGAAAACAUUUUAGCUCCAUAGCAGAGCUCCCUGGUAGAAGAGAAGGCAUCCAUGUUAAGCCACAGUUUUGAUAACACCAUGCUAUUUCAAAGAGCUAAUUCAGAAACUGCAUUAUGAGAGAUCAAAUGGAAUGUCAUUUCAAAACAAGAAAACAAACAGAAUUCAUCAUAUACAGACCAAGCUUGCUAAAUAAGGACAUGCAUAGCAAAGUCUUUUCAGCUUAUGCCACCCAUGUAGUUUUUGUUCAUCUGCUCUUUGGAGUUAAUGAACACGCAGUUUCUACUGUUUGUGUUUUCUGGAACACUGAGAGUGUCAAUCUGUUUGAAUGUUAUUUUAGGGACAGUUUUUGCAUCAGUGUCCUGUUAAGGAAACAAAUCAUGUUGUUCAGUGUAAAUAUACAAGGUAUUAUUUUGUUUUUUGUUUGAAUAUAUGGCUUGGUAGGAAGAAAAAAAAAAGUGGUACUGAAGUCCUCUUAAUGAUUUUAAGGUGUAUAUUACCUUACAUGUGUAUUUGUGUAUUUCAGGUAUUUGUAUUUCAACUGACUGUUGAAACAAACUGAAGCUGCUAAACCACCAGCUAAGCCAGUAUCUUCCUCUUAGCCAUGUUUAAGCUUUGAUCCUUUUUUGUACCAGGAUACCCUAAAAUGUCUGAAUGUUAAACUACUUGGUUGCUAGCAAACUCCUAUCAGUCUUCGCCCUGGGAAAUCUUUCCUCUGGCAUUCAGCACAGGUUCUUACUCAAGUCAGAGCUGCCAUUUUUCAUCUAGUCAAUUCUUCAGAACUGUGCUUCUUCAGAAGACAGGGAUCUAUUCCCUUCCUGGGGAAUGAAAAUUGCUUCAUGUUUGCAGAAGAAGGUUGCUGCAUUAAAACUUAUCUUGUUAUAUUUGUUCUGUUCUGGGUCUCAGCAAGAAGAAAAGGAGUCCAGGCAUGUUUUGCAUUCUUCUUCCUGUCUUCCCGAAUACAGCUUGCCUUCUCUCAUAUAUGAUCCAAGCCCAAUCAUUAAAAUGUCAGCUGUGCAUCUAAGUUGAUUCAUACUGGAGUUGUACCUUGGAGUGACAUUUUAAAGGGAUGAUAAAUUUAAAGGCUUUGUUGGAAAGGGACAACAGAAAGGAAAUAGUGAUAUCUUUCCGUUAUUAAACAUUGAUAACAAGUUAGAAGGAGUAUUAGGUUUAGCAGGAAAACCAAACCAAAACAAAACACAGAAAAUGUAGGUAAGUAGGCAAGACCAGUGGGGAUAGUAGUGGAGCCUGAGGUACUGAAUUAAAACACUAUUUUAAAGUGACAAAGCUACUGGCUUUGGCAGUCUGUUGUAUAUAUCAGUGCUGAUGUUCCUCAUUUCAGUAUCAGAUUAACUUGUUGCUUAUCUGUAAAAAUAAAAAAUUGUGGUUUUAACAGUUCUUUUAUUACACUAUUGAUAAUUUAAGUCAAUUGUGUGCACUUUAAAUAUGUUUUAAAUAGUUUGGGGUGUCGAUUAUUAUCAAAGUCCAUUUAUCCAAAGCAAAUAAGAUGCCCAGCUGUUUUUUGGCAGCUCCUCCAUGUAUGGGUAUCUCUUUGCUGGUGUUUAGAAUUCCAAGUGAGAGAGCGGAGAACCACGUUUUAUGAUUAGGUAUGUGCAUAAAUGAUCGUUAGUUUGUUUGCAAAGCAUUUCAAGAAACUUCCUGAUCCCUUUGUAAAUUGCUUUGUUUCUGUUUUCAGUUGCCUAAUUAAUCUACACAAAAUUAAGUUCCUUGAGAUUUACAUAAUAAUUAUGUUUCACAUUAACAGACAAUGCUUUAUGCGUGUAAAAUGACUCUGUGGAGUUACACACUAUUUCCUUAUUGAUACUUGUAUUGACAAUUCCACAGAAUAGUUGCUGACGUCUUCGUAUGACUAAGUGUCAGGUGUAUUUUUAAUAUUUAGUCUUUAAUGAAGCAUCAAUGAAAAUAUUCUUAGAAUAAUAAACAGGAGUCUUUAGAAUAUAUUAACAAUUCUGUUUUAUGGACAGUAAAUUGAUUUUUUUUAGUUUUCUGAGAGCUUGAACUAAAUUUUAAAAUACUGUCAAAAGCUGCAAAUAUUAAUAUGUAAAUUUUGCUGAUUUUUUUCAGAAAUAAUAGGAGCUCUCAUACAAAAAUUGGAAGAGAUGAAAACUUUGCAGUUGUGGCAACUGUUUGAGAUGAACUUUAAUGAAUAUGUUUGUUCCACUCAGCUUUGCUGGGAAUGCUGAGGAGGGGUGGUGACGAGUAAAAAAAGGCUCUUUCUUGGUUGAAAUAACAGCAAUAGCCAGAGCUCCGAGUACCGUAGAAGAGAAAACCUUUGCUAUUAUGACUCUCAUGAACAUUUGUUGACAUCAGCGCAAUGGGCAGAGUUGAGGAAAAAAUGACCUUUUUGUGAACUUUUAAAAAGAAUGCGAAAGAGCAAAGUGUGAGCUUCAAUGCUGUUGUCCAUGAAAGCUCUUAGGGAAGAUGGCUGAUGUAAGCCUGAAGGAAGUGGCACUAAUAGUUGGUGUGGUGGCAGCCUGCUACUGGAACAGUCUAUUCUGCGGCUUUGUUUUUGAUGAUGUUUCAGCAAUUUUGGACAACAAAGAUUUACAUCCUUCUACUCCAUUAAAAAAUCUGUUUCAGAAUGACUUCUGGGGGACUCCAAUGUCUGAGGAAAGGAGUCAUAAAUCUUACCGGCCACUCACAGUUCUCACGUUUCGUUUAAACUACCUGUUCAGCGAGUUGAAUGCAGUUUCUUACCACUUCCUAAAUCUCAUCUUUCAUGGGGUGGUUUGUGUAGUCUUCCUCAAGGUCUGUAAGCUUUUUCUGGACAACAGGAGUAGCGUUGUUGCAUCCUUGCUCUUUGCAGUGCACCCAAUACAUACUGAAGCGGUAACUGGAGUUGUGGGCAGAGCAGAACUUCUAUCAUCCAUCUUUUUUCUAGCUGCCUUUUUAUCAUAUACUAAAUCUAAAGGGCCAGAUAAUACCAUAGUUUGGACUCCAAUUGCAGUGACUGUGUUUCUAGUAGCUGUUGCAACACUGUGUAAAGAGCAAGGAAUAACGGUGGUGGGGAUAUGCUGUGUGUAUGAAGUAUUUAUUGCGCAAGGGUAUACCUUGCCAGUGCUGUUGGACACAGCUGUGCAGAUUCUUCGAGGGAAGGGCAGUAUUCCUUUUUCCAUGCUCCAAACACUGUUGAAGCUCAUAGUACUAAUGUUCAGUACACUGCUUCUUGUUGUUGUCAGAGUCCAGGUUAUCCAGUCUCAACUUCCAGUGUUUACAAGGUUUGAUAACCCAGCUGCUGUAAGUCCAUCUCCAGCAAGGCAGCUGACUUUCAACUACCUCCUCCCUGUAAAUGCUUGGCUUCUUCUCAACCCCUCAGAGUUAUGCUGUGACUGGACAAUGGGAACUAUUCCACUCGUGGAGUCUUUGUUAGAUGUUAGAAAUGUUGCCACCCUUACAUUCUUUUGCUUUCUGGGAUCUUUGGUUGUCUUCAGUCUCCGAUAUCCUGGGGAUUCCUCCAAGACCGUACUGAUGGCACUCUGCUUAAUAGUGCUACCCUUCAUUCCUGCAUCAAAUCUCUUUUUUCCUGUUGGAUUUGUAGUAGCAGAACGUGUGUUAUAUGUUCCUAGCAUGGGAUUCUGCAUUUUAGUAGCACAUGGAUGGAAGAAAUUAUCAAAUAAAAGUGUACUAAGAAAAAUUUCUUGGGUUUGUUUGGCUGUGGUACUAUUCACGCACGCCUUAAAAACACUGCACAGAAACUGGGACUGGGAAUCAGAAUACACAUUGUUUAUGUCAGCUUUAAAGGUGAAUAAGAACAACGCAAAACUAUGGAACAAUGUGGGGCAUGCCUUAGAAAAUGAAAAGAAUUUUGAAAGAGCUUUGCAAUUCUUCAUACAAGCCACCCAAGUGCAACCAGAUGAUAUUGGUGCCCACAUGAAUGUAGGAAGAACUUACAAAAACUUAAACAAAACUAAAGAAGCCGAAGAAUCAUAUAUGAUUGCUAAAUCAUUGAUGCCACAGAUUAUUCCAGGUAAAAAGUAUGCAGCAAGAGUUGCUCCUAACCACCUGAAUGUUUAUAUUAAUCUUGCAAACUUAAUUAGAGCAAAUGAAUCUCGCCUUGAAGAAGCAGAUCAAUUAUAUCGACAAGCAAUUAGUAUGAGGCCAGAUUUCAAGCAGGCUUACAUCAGCAGGGGAGAAUUACUUUUAAAAAUGAACAAGCCUCUGAAAGCUAAGGAAGCAUACCUUAGAGCUCUAGAACUAGACAGAACCAAUGCAGACCUAUGGUACAACUUGGCAAUUGUUUACAUUGAACUGAAAGAUCCAACAGAAGCCCUGAAGAAUUUUAACCGAGCACUAGAACUCAACCCAACACAUAAACUGGCAUUGUUCAACUCAGCCCUGCUAAUGCAGGAAUCUGGUGAUGCUCGGCUUAGACCUGAAGCUAAACAAAGACUGUUAAAUUAUGUGAAAGAAGAACCACAGGACGCAAAUGGCUACUUCAAUUUGGGUAUGCUGGCAAUGGAUGACAAAAAAGAUGUGGAGGCAGAGGCAUGGAUGAAGAAAGCCAUAAGGUUACAGCCAAACUUCCGAAGUGCUUUGUUCAAUUUGGCGUUGCUUUAUUCUCAGACAUCAAAAGAAUUGAUGGCUUUGCCUGUCCUGGAAGACCUACUGAAAUACUAUCCUGAUCAUACCAAAGGUCUCAUUUUGAAAGGAGAUAUCCUUAUGAACCAAAAGAAGGAUAUAGUUGGAGCAAAAAAGUGCUUUGAAAAAAUUUUGGAACUGGAUCCCAACAAUGUACAAGGAAAACAUAAUCUUUGUGUAGUUUACUUUGAAGAACGAGACUUAAUAAAAGCAGAAAAAUGUUUGGUUGAAACUCUAGCUCUGGCACCUCAUGAGGAGUAUAUUCAACGUCAUCUGAACAUAGUUAGAAGUAAAAUUGCAUCACUUAGUGUUACAGAACAGUCAUCGCUUCUGGCAGAUGGGACUGCAACUACUGCUGCAGAAGAAAAAAAAAAAUCAUUUCAGAAUUUGAAAGAAGUAAAAAAUGAGCAGAAAACCUCCCAAACAACAGCUGAUAACAAUAAAGGGCAAUCAAAAAAUAAGAAACGAACAGAGAAAAACAGUAUGGAAAAAGAGACUCCCAAAAAAUCUUCAAAAGAAAUCAAAGAUAUUGAGAAAAAGAGAGUUGCUGCUUUGAAAAGACUAGAAGAGAUUGAACGUAUAUUAAAUGGUGAAUAGUCUUUAUUAUGUCACAAAAGAGUAAGGGAGGAGUACUAUUUUUAGUUGUUUAAUGUGAUCCAACUGGAAGAUGGUUUCAGUGCUUUUGGAAAUAGAAAAAAUGUUGACUGCAUAUCAUUUGGCAAGCAGUGAAAGUCAUUACAAUGCUUUUUGUGCGAACUACAAAUUUAAAUAUGAUGUGGGGUAUGGAUGGGGAUUGAAGGGUAAUGGGUUGAGAAUAAUCUUAAAUGCAGAAUCUUAAUUGAGAAAAUAGUACCCAAAAAUCAUUGUAAGUCAGGGAUAUUCAGGAAGGCUACUUUCAAGGAAUCCGUGAAAAAAAAUAGUGGUGAACUGAUAGGAUAAGCCGGAUACUGCUGCUUUUCCACAUAAAAAUCUGUUUGGGUUAACAUUUUCUACAUUUCCAUUUUACACAUCAACAGUUUAAAUCUUUCUAGACCUUUGUUUGCUCUACGUGGAAAAGCAUUUUUCUUUGUGUUAUUUGUUUAGAGAGCUUAUCAAAGUCAGUAAAAUGUCACUGGUUGUACUAUGUAUGUGUCAGACCAUAGGAUGAUGCAGCAGCACACUAAAACUUUCAAUUGUGUUCUAAAUAAGGAACGAUAUAAUAAUCUUUUAAUUGUUCUUUACUUACAGUGCUAAUGGUUUGUACUGUUUUACUGAAUAGAAAUCUUAUGGUGCUCGUAA